Messenger RNA from Panicum hallii, 4148 nucleotides. RefSeq names its product receptor kinase-like protein Xa21. The coding region runs from base 232 to 3669 and encodes 1145 amino acids. Gene Ontology annotation, molecular function: protein kinase activity; ATP binding; protein binding. The record is from RefSeq and is a predicted model, not a curated record. Gene Ontology annotation, biological process: protein phosphorylation; hormone-mediated signaling pathway. Lineage: Eukaryota; Viridiplantae; Streptophyta; Magnoliopsida; Poales; Poaceae. The transcript has 2 exons. Gene Ontology annotation, cellular component: plasma membrane.
CACCCACGUACAGUUCCGAAACAACGGUUAAGAACAUAUUGUGGGCCUUUGUAUCCUAUACAGAAAUAAGCAUUACCUUCUUCGGUUUCUCGAAUUUUGGUCAUGCUUGGGUGACGGUGAGCCAGCUCUCUAUAAAUUCAUGUACCCUAGCUUCACAAGCACCACAACUCAAGUUUGCAAUCGAAGUACGAAAAAAACAGCACCAGCGCUGUAAUCCACCUUGGCAGAUAGAUGGCGUCCGCGAACGCGGGCACCCCUGGUUUCCCUGUGCUUGCGGCCAUCGCGCUCGCAUGCUUACCCUGCUUCCUCUCGAUUGCAUCUUCUUCAGCUCCCAGUGCACCACCUCACGACACACCUGACACUGAUCUCCAGGCGCUGCUUUGCCUCAAGCUCCGCCUCUCCGGCACCACCGGCGCCAUGGCUUCAUGGAGAAAUGAUUCAGCGCAGUACUGCAGCUGGCCUGGUGUCACCUGCAGCAAGAGACACACAUCUCGUGUGGUCUCCCUGGCUCUCGAUUCAGCUAGCCUCCAUGGUCAGAUACCACCUUGUAUUGGCAACCUCACUUUUCUUAGGUCUAUUCACCUUCCGAAUAAUAAACUGAAUGGGCAAAUUCCACCUGAACUGGGGAACCUGAAUCACCUCACCUAUUUGAACCUCAGCUACAACGGCCUCACUGGCAUCAUACCAAACUCUCUGUCUUCCUGCUCUCGCCUUCAGAUCAUUGAUCUGGCGAACAAUUUUCUUGACGGUGAGAUCCCCUCGAGUCUCAGCGAAUGUUCAGAACUUCAGAAGAUCCACCUGUUCAACAACAAACUACAUGGAAUCAUCCCAAACGGGUUAGGUACACUCUCCAAACUAUCAGUUUUAUUUCUCGCCAACAACAAUCUAACCGGCGACAUUCCUUCUUCACUUGGAAGCAAUUCAAUUCUCAGUACUGUCAUCCUCACAAACAACACGCUGACCGGAGGCAUCCCACCUCUCCUUGCAAAUAGUUCAUCACUUCAAUUUUUAGAUUUGACAAACAAUCAUCUCAGUGGGGAGAUUCCUUCUGCCCUUUUUAAUAGCUCAUCAAUUGUAGUAUUAGCCCUUGGAGUUAACAACUUUGUUGGAUCUAUCCCACCACUCGUGCGUAUCUCCUCACCACUAGAGAUUCUAAUCCUAUCCGAAAACAGUCUCUCUGGUUGCAUGCCUUCCUCUCUAGGAAACUUUUCCUCUCUUACUUGGCUCUUGCUUUCGCAGAACAGCAUCCAAGGAUCCAUCCCAUCGAGUUUAAGCAUCAUUCCUACAUUAGAACAAUUAGACCUGAGUUUCAACAACCUGUCAGGGACUGUUCCAGAUUCUCUUUACAACAUGUCAACACUGACAUACCUUCACAUGGGCACGAACAGCCUUGUUGGGGAAAUUCCAAAUAACAUUGGACACACCCUACCAAAUAUUCAGACACUGAUUUUACAAGGAAAUAAAUUUAGCGGUCAAAUCCCUUUAUCACUGGCCCUCGCAACAAAUAUUCAAGUGAUAAAUCUCCGUGACAAUGCACUCCAUGGAAUUGUUCCCUCUUUUAGGAACCUUCCCUACUUAACUGAACUCAAUCUAGGAAUAAAUCAACUCGGAGCCGGAGACUGGUCGUUCUUAUCCUCACUGAGAAAUUGCGACCAGUUGGUUCACUUAUGCCUAGACAUGAACAUCCUUGAAGGAACACUACCAAGUUCCAUUGGCCACCUUCCAAGGAGUUUACAAGUAUUAUUGUUAACAGCAAACAAAAUAUCUGGAACCAUACCGCAGGAGAUAGAGCACCUCAAAAACCUUACACUUCUUUACAUGGAACAUAAUUUACUUGCUGGAAAUCUCCCAGACUCAAUUGGAAAUCUUCCAAACUUGUUUACCCUUAGCUUAUCCCAAAACAAACUUUCCGGACAAAUACCGCAUUCCAUUAGUAAUCUCAGUCAACUAAAUGUGCUUAAUUUACAAGAAAAUAAUUUGAGUGGUUCAAUCCCAAAAGCUUUGGGAUACUGCAAAAAAUUGGAAGCACUGAACCUCUCCCAUAAUAGCUUCAGUGGCAGCAUACCAAAGGAGCUCUUUACUCUUUCCGCACUUGCGGAAGGUUUGGAUUUGUCUCACAACCAACUAUCUGGAGAAAUACCGCUCGAGAUUGGAGGCUUGAUCAACCUCGAGUCCCUGAAUAUUUCCAAUAACCAAUUGAGUGGAAUAAUCCCCUCCACUCUAGGAGACUGCAUGCACUUGGAGUCCCUCCACAUGGAAGGGAACCUUCUACAUGGGGCAAUCCCUAAACCUUUCAUUAAUUUGAGAGGCGUCACUGAGAUGGAUCUUUCUCAAAAUAACCUGUCUGGUGAAAUCCCUGAGUUCUUUGAGUCUUUGACAUCUAUGAAGCUUCUGAAUUUGUCAUUCAACAACCUUCAGGGACCAGUACCAACAGGUGGGAUAUUUCAGAACACAGGAGAGGUGUUCAUUCAAGGUAACAAGUUGCUAUGCGCCAAUAUCCCUUUGCUACAGCUGCCACAAUGUAAUAAAGAGGCAUCCAAAAAAUGGCGAGCCUCUGUUAUUCUGAAGAUAGUAGGAUCUACUGUCCUUUCUUUGGUCUUGCUAUCACUGUUUGCCGUUGUUAUUUUGAAGAAGAGAAAGAAAGUUACACAGUCAUCUCAUCCAUCUUGCAAGGAGUUGCUGCAGUGCUCGUAUGCUGAUUUAGUCAAAGCAACAAAUGGCUUCUCUUUGGCCAACUUGGUUGGCUCUGGAAAAUCUGGAUCAGUCUACAAAGGUAGAUUUGAGUUUGAAGAAAAUACGGUUGCUAUCAAGGUUUUCAAACUUGAUCAACUUGGAAUACCAAAGAGCUUCCUUACUGAGUGUGAGGUAUUGAGGAACACUCGCCAUCGUAAUCUUGUAAGGGUGAUUACUGCAUGCUCAACAUUGGAUACAUCAGGACAUGAAUUCAAAGCUCUUAUUCUUGAAUAUAUGCCUAAUGGUAGCCUAGAGGGCUGGCUCUAUCCUAAACUGAACAAUUAUGGAUUGAAAAGACCAUUGAGUUUGAGCUCCAGAAUAACAAUAGCAACGGACAUAGCUUCUGCUUUGGAUUAUCUACACAAUCGUUGUGUGCAGCCUGUGGUCCAUUGUGAUUUGAAGCCCAGCAAUAUCCUUCUUGAUGAUGCUAUGGUUGCACGUCUUGCUGACUUCGGGUUAGCUAAGUUUCUUCAAAGUUUUAGUCAUUCUUGCCAUCAUAGUUCUACAAGCUUACUGGGACCAAGAGGAUCAAUAGGAUACAUUGCGCCAGAGUACGGCUUGGGGAGCAAACUCUCAACUGAAGGCGAUGUCUACAGCUAUGGAAUUAUCAUCCUAGAAAUGCUCACGGGAAAGCGUCCAACAGAUGAGAUGUUUACUAAUGGUUUGAACCUUCACACAUUUGUGGAAAAAGCAUUUCCUCAAAAGAUUACUGAAGUUCUAGAUCCUUGCAUCGUUCCAAGUUCUGAAGAUGGUGAUGUGCACGACAAUUUGAACCAUGGAAAUAAUGCAACAGAUGGCGUGAAGAGCUGCAUUGUGCAGCUUGUUAAACUCGGUCUCCUGUGCUCUAUGGAGACACCAAAAGAUCGACCCACAAUGCAGGAUGUUUAUGCUGAAGUCAUCACAAUCAAAGAAGCAUUUGCAGCGCUACAUGGUUGAGCAUGUUCUCUAGUUGCAUGGCAGCCUAAGUCCUGGAUCUCCAUGAGAGCAGGCUGAUAGUCUUCCAUCCUACGCUUUCUCAAUGUUCUUUCUGAAAGAAAAUACACCACAGCCUCAUUCCUAAUAGAACUAGUAGGCUCAAUGCUCUCUCUACAUCUAUGCGAAUUUCAAUCAAGUUGACGAUUUUAUACCUUCAUCACUGUACAACCUCACGCCUCUGUAAUACCAUUUGCCCUAGAGUUCAUCGAGCUCAGCAGCCUUCUUUGCAAUGACCUGGCUAAUUGGUGGUUUCAUAGAUCAAGCACCUCGAUAGGCCAGAAUUCGUUUUCCAGAGUGGUACCCAUAUGCCACGGAAUUAACCUAGGGAUCUGUAGUCACUUGUACAACUAAGCUAAAGCAAAAAGGACUAUAGGGAAUAAGAGACAUGUACAGCAACCAUCUAUUAACUGAAGAAACAUGGAGAUCAUCUAGUGUAUAUA